Molecule: messenger RNA, 8745 nt
Organism: Psammomys obesus (fat sand rat)
Lineage: Eukaryota; Metazoa; Chordata; Mammalia; Rodentia; Muridae
Gene: Cemip
Product: cell migration inducing hyaluronidase 1
Exons: 28
Coding region: 1776-6035 (1419 amino acids)
Source: RefSeq, a predicted model, not a curated record
GCUACUGUAGGAUUCACUGCAGCAGGACUGUCUCCAUUCCCUGGGAGCCACUCUGUGCACGAAAACAUGAAGGCUGUGUGCUCUGCAAUGGGGCAGCUCUGGGCACAAGGACCUAUCUACAUCCUGUGGCUCAGACACUGGCAGAAACAUAGCUGAAGGCCUAAUGUCAGGGAAGGCACUGGACAACGCUUCCUUCUGUGGAAGUGUUCUUAUAUCCAUCCACAAAGCCAAACAAUGUCUGAUACAUGACCCCUGACAAAUGGCUCUGUACAUGAGAAGUGUGAGGUCCUCACAAGUUCAUACCAGGGAAUGUCUCCCCACCUCAUACUGCCCCACUAGAUUCCAUCACAAGUGAGGGUACUAGUUGUCCAGGUCUGACUUCCCUGGAGAAUGUGGCCCAUUGAGGUUAUGAGGCUCAUUGGCAGUCGAUGGCAAGCUGCCUUUGUUUUUUUUUUAAGCCAGCUGAGAUCUGAGAAGUGGGCUGUGUCUUUCCCCUGAGGCCUGGAUACACCAUACACUGCCAUCCUUCUUCAUCUUAUGGAGCACUCCUUUCUGGGAGCCAUGGGAAAGCUGGCCUCGCAGAUACCAGAGACAAGUGUCUCUGUUGUUUUGGGAAAGCCAGCCUGGGUCGGACAGGGCGGUAGAAGAGGACACACAGGCUUUGAUUCUGAGCUGUUCCUUCCUCCCUGGCCCUCCUCCCAACCCACCUGUGCAGAAGGUCCCCUCUUCCUGCCUCGGUUGGCUGAGCUGGCACAAAGAGCUUCACUGAGCCCAGGGUCAGGGGCAUCAGAUUAGCCACUGAACAGGCUUGAGAGGUGGAGCCUCCGUGAGCCACUUUCUCAGGAUAAUGUCUGCUUGUUCUAGGCACAAACACAGGUCUAUUGGAAAGGACCUACGGGGAUGGCUCAGAAACUAGAGCUAACCCCUCCCAGAGCCCAGGUGGAGUCUCUGAGCACAAAGACAAAACAAAACAAAAACAGAACAAAACAAAACAAAAACAGAACAAAACAAAACAAAAACAGAACAAAAAACAAAACCUCAUAUUUGUGUUAUUAAAAUUCCCAUCCCAUUGUUAUCUAGAUUUCUAGACUCAUCUUCUGUGUAAGUAAAAGUAAAAAGUAAAAUGAAUAAAUCACAGAAUCAAUAUUUUUAAAAUAUAGGUUUAAUAAAAUAGAAAUUAAGUUGUUUCUUAACACCAGGAUAAGUCCACCCUUCAGAGUUAUUUCUGCCCUAGAUUUCUUCUCAUUUGCUUUACAUUCUCAGUGCUCAGUUCCUACAAUAUGACUCAGGAGCAUUACUGGAGGUACAGCCAUCAUAUAUGCAUCCCGGCCAGCAGAAAGGCAGAAAGAAGGAAGGAUUUGCUGGAAGAAUGCUUUCUUGGUUGAACUUAAUCCCACGGCCACAAGAAAACUGAAGACUGUGCUGGCUAUUUUGGGUGGUCGGGCACUCAUAUGAGAAUUAGGGGUUCUGUUACUGAGCAAAGAGAAGGCAGGAGAGCAGCAAACACUGACAACAUCAAGCUCAAAAUCAGCUGAUCUGCUGCAUGCCCGAUUAGGCAACAGGAUCCAGAGACGUCCACAGAUCGCCAGAGAUCACACAGCAAGCCUGUGGCAUUGCAUUCCCAGCUCAUGUUUAGUUUCUAUUCUGUUUCUUGGCUUAAGUAGAAAGCUUCCGUUUCAAAGGGAGGGAGCGUGAGGGCUACUCUGCUAAGAGCUACAGGACAGGGGUGGAAUGGUGACGGACUUCACAUGUCCAGAUCUGCCUGGCCCUGAGUCAUGGUAGGUGAGGAACUACUCCCCAGGUCUCCGCUCUGGGCCUGCGGGGUGGGCCUCUCCUGCCAUGUCCCUGUCCCCUGCCACUGUGUGGGUGAGUCUCUGCCUCCUGUUGGUGCUUACUGUGGAGCUAUGCUUCUGAUCUUGUGCUUCUGUUGCAGGGAGCAAGCUGUUGGCAUGAGAGCUGCUGGGAGGCACGAUGUCUCCCUAAAGGUCGUGCUGGCCGUGGGCUGGCUCUUCCUGGCCGGCUUCUCGGGGGCCACAUCUGCAGUAGCAACUGAAUGUCCUGACCAGAGCCCUGAGCUGCAGCCUUGGACCCCUGGCCAUGACAGAGACCAUCGAGUACACAUUGGCCAUGGCAGGAAACUGCUGCUCACCUCUUCUGCUACAGUCCACUCCAUCACCAUCUCAGAGGGAGGAAAGCUUGUCAUUAAAGACCACUAUGAGCACAUCGUGCUGCGGGCCCGGCACAUCCUGAUUGAUGACGGUGGAGAGCUGCAUGCUGGGAGCGCCCUCUGCCCUUUUGAGGGCAAUUUCAGCAUUGUGCUGUAUGGAAGAGCUGAUGAAGGCAUCCAGCCAGACCCGUACUACGGCCUGAAGUACAUUGGAGUGGGCAGAGGAGGCACUCUUGAGUUGCACGGACAGAAAAAGCUCUCCUGGACAUUUCUAAACAAGACCCUUCGUCCUGGUGGCAUGCAGGAGGGAGGAUAUUUUUUUGAAAGGAGCUGGGGCCACCGUGGAGUCAUUGUUCAUGUCAUUGAUGCCAAGUCAGGCACAGUUGCCCAUUCUGACCGGUUUGACACCUACAGAUCCAAGAAAGAGAGUGAACGUCUGGUCCAGUAUCUGAAUGCGGUGCCUGAUGGCAGGAUCCUUUCUGUUGCGGUGAACGACGAAGGUUCUAGGAACUUGGAUGACACAGCCCGGAAGGCAAUGACCAAGCUGGGCAGCAAGCACUUCCUCCACCUUGGAUUUAGACACCCUUGGAGCUUCAUCACCGUGAAAGGAAAUCCUUCCUCUUCAGUUGAAGACCACAUAGAAUACCAUGGUCACAAAGGCUCAGCUGCUGCCCGGGUUUUCAAACUGUUCCAGACAGAGCACGGUGAACAUUUCAAUGUUUCUUCAUCCAGUGAAUGGGUUCAAGAUGUGGAAUGGACAGACUGGUUUGAUCAUGAUAAUGUGCCUCAGAGCAAAGGCGGGGAGAAAAUUUCAGACCUCCGAGCAGCUUACCCAGGAAAAAUCUGCAAUCGACCCAUUGACAUACAGGCCACAACAAUGGAUGGAGUCACCCUUAGCACUGAGGUUGUCUACAAAAAUGGCCAAGAUUACAGGUUUGCUUGCUACAGCCGGGGCCGAGCCUGCCGCAGCUACCGAGUACGAUUCCUAUGUGGGAAACCUGUGAGGCCCAAGCUCACAGUCAGCAUCGAUACCAAUGUAAACAGUACCAUCCUGAGUCUGGUGGACAAUGUGCAGUCGUGGAAGCCUGGAGACACCCUGGUCGUCGCCAGCACUGACUACUCAAUGUAUCAGGCAGAAGAGUUCCGGGUGCUCCCCUGCAAAGCUUGUACCUCUACACAGGUCAGAGUGGCAGGGAAGCCACAGUACCUACAUACUGGGGAGGAGAUUGAUGGCGUGGACAUGCGGGCCGAGGUUGGACUCCUGACUCGGAACAUCGUGGUGAUGGGAGAGAUGGAGGACAAAUGCUACCCCUACAGCAACCACAUCUGUGACUUCUUUGACUUCGAUACCUUUGGAGGCCACAUCAAGUUUGCACUGGGGUUCAAAGCAGCCCACUUGGAGGGCGUGGAGCUGAAGUACAUGGGGCAGCAGCUGGUGGGCCAGUACCCAAUUCACUUCCAUCUGGCUGGAGAUUUGGACGAACAGGGAGGCUAUGACCCACCUACGUACAUCAGGGACCUCUCCAUCCACCACACAUUCUCCCGCUGUGUCACUGUCCAUGGCUCCAAUGGUCUGUUGAUCAAGGAUGUUGUGGGCUAUAAUUCUUUGGGCCACUGCUUCUUCACUGAAGAUGGGCCAGAGGAACGAAACACUUUUGACCACUGCCUUGGCCUCCUGGUAAAGUCAGGGACCCUCCUCCCAUCGGAUCGGGACAGCAGGAUGUGCAAAGUGAUUACAGAGGACUCAUACCCAGGGUACAUCCCCAAGCCCAGGCAGGACUGCAAUGCUGUGUCGACUUUCUGGAUGGCGAAUCCUAACAACAAUCUCAUCAACUGCGCAGCUGCAGGGUCCGAGGAAACUGGAUUUUGGUUCAUUUUUCACCAUGUGCCAACGGGCCCCUCCGUGGGAAUGUAUUCCCCAGGAUAUUCUGAGCACAGUCCGCUGGGGAAAUUCUACAACAACCGAGCACAUUCUAACUACCGGGCUGGAAUGAUCAUAGACAAUGGAGUCAAGACUACUGAGGCCUCAGCCAAGGACAAACGACCCUUCCUCUCCAUUAUCUCUGCCAGGUACAGCCCUCACAAGGACGCAGACCCACUGAAACCCCGGGAGCCAGCCAUCAUUCGCCACUUUACCGCCUACAAGAACCAGGAUCAUGGAGCCUGGCUGCGGGGUGGGGACGUGUGGCUGGACAGCUGCCGGUUUGCUGAUAAUGGCAUUGGUCUGACCCUGGCCAGUGGUGGAACCUUCCCAUAUGAUGAUGGCUCUAAGCAAGAGAUAAAGAACAGCUUGUUUGUUGGCGAGAGUGGCAAUGUGGGCACGGAAAUGAUGGACAACAGGAUCUGGGGCCCGGGUGGCUUGGACCACAGCGGAAGGACCCUCCCUAUUGGCCAGAAUUUUCCGAUUAGAGGAAUCCAGUUCUAUGACGGUCCCAUCAACAUCCAGAACUGCACCUUUCGCAAGUUCGCAGCCCUCGAGGGCCGACACACUAGCGCCUUGGCUUUCCGCCUAAACAAUGCCUGGCAGAGCUGCCCCCACAACAACGUGACCAACAUUGCCUUUGAGGAUGUCCCGAUUACUUCCAGAGUGUUCUUCGGAGAGCCCGGGCCCUGGUUCAACCAGCUGGACAUGGAUGGCGACAAGACAUCUGUGUUCCACGAUGUGGAUGGCUCUGUGUCAGAGUACCCCGGCUCCUACCUCACGAAGGACGACAACUGGCUGGUUCGACACCCAGACUGCAUCAACGUCCCAGACUGGAGAGGGGCUAUCUGCAGUGGGCGCUAUGCACAGAUGUACAUCCAGGCCUACAAGAGCAGCAACCUGCGCAUGAAGAUCAUCAAGAAUGACUUCCCCAGCCACCCCCUCUACCUGGAGGGGGCCCUGACCAGGAGCACCCACUACCAGCAGUAUCAGCCCGUCGUCACCCUGCAGAAGGGUUACACCAUCCACUGGGACCAGACAGCGCCCGCUGAGCUUGCCAUCUGGCUCAUCAACUUUAACAAGGGUGACUGGAUCCGAGUGGGGCUCUGCUACCCAAGAGGCACCACCUUCUCCAUCCUUUCAGAUGUUCAUAAUCGCCUGCUGAAACAAACAUCCAAGACUGGGACCUUUGUAAGGACCCUGCAGAUGGACAAGGUGGAACAGAGCUAUCCUGGCAGGAACCACUACUACUGGGAUGAGGAUUCUGGAUUGCUCUUCUUGAAGCUGAAAGCCCAGAAUGAAAGGGAGAGGUUUGCUUUCUGCUCCAUGAAGGGCUGUGAGAGAAUCAAGAUUAAAGCUCUGAUCCCAAGAAAUGCAGGCAUCAGUGACUGCACAGCCACCGCUUACCCCAGGUUCACGGAGAGGGCCUUGGUGGAUGUGCCAAUGCCCAAGAAGCUCUUUGGGGCCCAACUGAAGACAAAAGACCGGUUCCUGGAAGUGAAGAUGGAAAGUUUCAGGCAGCACUUUUUCCACCUUCGGAAUGACUUCGCUUAUAUUGAAGUGGAUGGCAGGAAGUACCCUUGCUCAGAAGAUGGCGUCCAGGUGGUGGUGAUUGAUGGGAACCGAGGUCAUGUGGUGAGCCACGGGAGCUUCAGAACUGCCACUCUGCAGGGCAUACCCUGGCAGCUCUUCAACUAUGUGGCAGCUGUCCCUGACAAUUCCAUCGUUCUCAUGGUAUCAAAGGGCAGAUACAUCACCAGAGGCCCAUGGACCAGAGUGCUGGAAAAGCUUGGGGCAGAAAAAGGUCUCAAGUUGAAAGAAAAAAUGGCAUUUGUCGGCUUCAAAGGCAGCUUCCGACCCACCUGGGUGACUCUGGAGACUGAAGAACACAAGGCCAAGAUCUUCCAAGUGGUGCCCAUCCCUGUGGUGAGGAAGAAGAAGCUGUAAGGACAGUUGCCACUUGGUAUCACCCCAGGCUGGACUCCUACAGCAGCCGGGGGGCAGGAUGGCUGGGUCCCCUGGUUUUCAGCUCUGCUGGACUAAGGGACAGAUAUAAGAGACCUUGGUGCUGCCACCUGCCCCUACUCAAGUCUACCUGCAGCCCCUGGGCAGUGUUGGCUGAUGCUACAACCUCCUCUUGGGUGCUUCUCUCCUGACUAUGCCUCAUCAGUAGGCAUGGGGACCAUACAAAGAGACCUGGGUUGUGUUGGCAGCAAAGGGCCACUUGGGCAGGAAUCUGAGCCCAGCUAGGGGGUGGUCUGGAUAACGGACCACACACAUAUUUCCACAGUCACUUGCAAAUGUAUUAAGUGGCAGAUGAUGGGAGAUACAUCUUUAUUCGGGUAAGCAAGAGUAGGGCUUCCUGGGAUUAGGAGCAGGCAUGCAGACAGAGCUGGCCAGGGUGGCAGACUGCACUGGGGAGGAGAUGGAGUCCUGUGUCUAGAGGGGAUCCCUUUUCAAGAGACUUCAGCUGGCACAUUGGGACGGGGACUAGGUGGCUCCUAAGGGUCCUUCCUGAGAUUGCAGAACUCUACAGUGUUUUGCUCUGUGCUUGGAGCCCAUCAGUAGAAGUAAUCAUUGCAGCUGACAUCUCCACUAAAAGUAUCCUGGAUACAGAAGAUGGAGACAUGAGAGCUCACACCUGGGAGUCUAGGGUCAGCAGGUGACAGGCAGCCAGGUCUCAGUACACUCUGAUAGCAGUUUGAGAGCCCAGAAAGAAGUGACACAGUUGAUAGUGUCAGAGCAGGGGAAGUUCUUACUGCCCAGGAGCAUGGGGAAGGCUUCUUCUGGCAGGUCAUGAUGCUGGCAGGAGCAAAGGACAGAGAUGGUGGGGAGAGAUGAGGUAGCCUCUGGCAUGGCCCCGAGUCGAAGGCUUUCCUGCCACCACCUGCAGCAUCUGAGUCCCCCACGGCUGACCCACUUGUGAUAGAGCAGCAGGGUCUGCGGAGAGAAAUGGGCUGAGCUACGGUGCACAGAGCCUUGCUCAGGUUGGUCUCCAGGCCAGCCCACUCUGACUCUGAGAGAGGGUGUAGUACAGUUCACAGACCCGAGGCUCUACAAUAGGUCUACGGUGUACUUCAGCGAGGAGCUGAAUAGAAGACUCCAGGGAAUCUGAGCACACUCACACCACAGUGAACCUGAGGCAUCAGAGAUGGAGAGGAUCUUGGGGGCUCUUGAGAGGACCACCUAGUCCAGCCCAUUGUACCUACAUCUGAGGAGAAUGAUACUUGAGAUGAGAAAGAACCACACAGCCAGGUCUGUGAGCCCCAAACUCAGCACCCACUGCCACAUCACACUGCCUCAGCAGCUUGUCUGGGGUGCCCAGUGCUCCAGAAGUAGCUUCUGGAAGGGGCUAUAUCCCCUUAAAGGGGAGAAGAGGGCCAGAAUAUAAUGAUCUUUUGUAAAGGGCUUUUCCCUCUUGCUCUUCAGUACACACUGCCCACCCUCCCCUAGGCAGCAGCUCUGCCACCUUCACUUUCUUUACACUACCUGCCACACUUGGGCAUGGGCUACUCAUGACUGUGGCAUCCUCUUGGUGCUACCUUAUUCCCCAGUGGUGCUGGUAUGCCCAAUGGAUAGCAUCAAGAUAUUCCAAUGUGCUUCUGGUGGGCCAGUUGGCUCCUCAUUGGGAUCUGAGAGUGGUUGGCUCCAGCCCAGGAUCUCUUAGCUAGUCAGAGCAAACAGCUUAGAUGCCCAGAUGAGUGGAAACUAUCCAUGUUUGAUAUUCUUCUGAGACAUCAGGGUUUUCCUGGGCUUCAAUAAUGGGAUGGGUCCUUUCCUCUACAAACACAAACUUUGUUUUAAAGAAGACUUGCUUGGUCCCCUCUGUCCAGUGAUGUCAAGGGGCCUUAUUUCCAGAGUCAACUCUCCAGGCUGAGCCAACUCCCUGGGGUCUAUCCCACUGAAUGGGUCAUCCAGCUGCUGGGAGGUAGCUGUGGGACACUGCUUCCCACAGACAUGGCUGCUUCAGUGGACAAUGUCAGAGGAAAGACCCCCUUAUGGGGAGAUGAGCAGAGAAGGGAAGGGGAUAAAAGUGACCUCAUGUUUUUCUUGUCUAAGUUUCACUGAAUUUUCAAUGCGAGGGUCUCACACUGUGAACCACUGAAGAUGCAGUCACUUUCAGGUGGCCAUGAAUGUUGAAUGUCUUUGGCUCAGUUCAUUUCAGUAAAUACCUAUUGGAAAGUUCUGCAGGUUGUACAUAUGUCAAACGGUACAGGGUUCUGUAUAGAAAAUAUUCUUUCCUAAACCAUCCAAGAGUCAAUGUCCAGGCAUUUUCUUGGUAGCACAAAUGUCUUUCUUGCUUAGAAGGCUGCUCUUGUCCUUUCUGUUUGUCAACAUUGCCAUUGAGUCAGGGGCCUUUGAUGAAAAGGCUCAUCUUCUUCCUGUUGGCUAAAUAGCUGGUCCUUUCUCGGGAAUUGGAUGUACAGUCUGUUUUGUAUGUAAAUGUUUCUUGUAUGUAGAUGUCAUCAUGAACAAAGGUGUAUUUCUAUUUAUUUAUUAUACAUGCACUUCAAGAAGUUACUGUCAGAGAAGUGAAGAGUCAUCUUGAGUAUUAUAUUAGAGGAUGUCCUUUGGACCACUAGGAAGGGGUAUGUGCAGAGCCAAGGACAUCAGCUCUGGUUUGGACAAUUCUUGAUGUACCAUAUUAAACAUACAA